This is a messenger RNA of Oldenlandia corymbosa var. corymbosa, 654 nucleotides long. Lineage: Eukaryota; Viridiplantae; Streptophyta; Magnoliopsida; Gentianales; Rubiaceae. The record is from the annotation of a GenBank genome assembly.
AUGGCCAACGUGAUCAUGGCCUCCUCCCCCAAAACCCUAAUCACCUCCUCAGCAUCUCCAACCCCAAAACCCAAAUUCAAUGCGCCCCAACUUUCAUUACCUAAACUAGCCAUGCCCCAAUUCGCCAAACCCCAACAACUUGUCUCUAUCUCCACCUCCAUUUCAGCCAUUGUUGCUGCCUCACUCUCCAUGGCUCCUCCUUCUUUAGCUGCAGAGAUUGAAAAGGCUGCUCUUUUUGACUUUGAUGCCACUCUCCCAAUCAUGGCCGCCGAGUUCUUGAUUCUCAUGGUGGCCCUUGACAAAAUCUACUACAGCCCGUUAGGGAAAUUCAUGGAUGAAAGGGAUGCAGCCAUUAAAGAGAAGCUUAGCAGCGUGAAGGAUACUUCUGCUGAAGUUAAACAGCUUGAAGAACAAGCUGCAGCAGUUAUGAAGGCAGCCAGAGCUGAGAUUUCUGCUGCCUUGAACAAGAUGAAGAAGGAGACUCAGCUUGAGGUUGAGCAGAAAAUUGCUGAAGGUAGGAAGAAAGUUGAAGCUGAAUUGCAGGAGGCCUUGGCUAAUCUGGAGAAGCAAAAAGAGGAGACCAUUGUGGCUCUUGAUGCCCAGAUUGACGCUCUUAGUAACGAGAUCGUUAAAAAGGUUCUCCCUGUUUCUUGA